Messenger RNA from Psylliodes chrysocephalus, 3372 nucleotides. Lineage: Eukaryota; Metazoa; Arthropoda; Insecta; Coleoptera; Chrysomelidae. The record is from the annotation of a GenBank genome assembly.
CUGUCACUCAGUUGACAGUUAUGCAUCCGUCAAUUCCGUCAUUUUGCUGCAUUGGGCAAAAUUAUAAUUUUUAAGCUAAAUUUAGCUAAAAAUUUUUUAACAUUUGUGUUUUGUAAAGAUUAUGUCCGAUUCAGAGUUGCAAGCUCCUCCACCACCAAGUUUAAGAAGCUCAAAUGAUGGGGAUUGGACAUGUGAUGAUUGUGGUAAUGUAAAUUUUGCUAGAAGAAAUAACUGCAAUAGGUGUGAAAAGAGCAAAGCCCAUAGUGUAGCGGCUGCAAAGCGCAAAUUGGGUACUGAAAUAGGUAAAGCUGCAGCUGAAAAAAGUAAAGGACUUUUCAGUGCUGAUGACUGGCAAUGUAACAAAUGUGGUAACGUUAAUUGGGCCCGCAGACAGUCUUGUAAUGUUUGUAAUGCUCCCAAAUUCGGCGACGUUGAGGAAAGAACCGGAUUUGGAGGAGGGUAUAAUGACAGAGGUGUAGUUGAAUAUAAGGAACGGGAGGAUUCUGAUGAUGAAUAUGACGAAUUUGGUAGAAAGAAAAAGAGAAGGACUCUUUCAGAUUCUGAUAGCUAUAACAAAGAAGAAAUUAAGGAAAAAAAAGUUGUAGAAGAGGAGGACGAGGAAGAGGAUGAUGACGACGAUGAUGGAGAUUUGUCAAAGUAUGAUUUGUCAGAUUGGGGCGAUGUAGGUGAUUCUAAGAAGGAAAAAUCAAAGUCUAGAUCACGUUCUGGUUCUCCUAUCAGUAAAAAGUAAUUUUUCAUUGUUUGUUCUUAUUUGGAGUAAUAUGAAUAUGAAAAAUUUUAAAAUUAUUUUCGUGCUGGUCAUAAUUUAACUUUUUUAUUCAAUUGAAUUUUUACGAUUUGUCCUCUAAGACUGUUGAAAAGUGAUAGUCAAUGUAAUUUAGUGAAUGAUUUUUAGCAAAAUAUUUUGCUAUAAAAAAUGCUAAGUGUCUAAUAGUAUAUAGUAAUAUAAUGUGUCUAUAGUGUCUUAUUUAAAUGUUUUUUAAUAAAUUUUAUUGUCUUGACGGUAGAGGUUAAAAAUCUUCAAUUAAAUAAAAAACUAAUUUAAUUAUUUUUUAUCAAUUGUAUUGUUAAAAUAUUUCUUCUGAUGUUUUAUUGUGUGCAUGUUUUAAAAUUUAAUUCUGUUUCUAUCACUUUUCAUUAGCUAAAAUUUAAAUAUUGGUGUUAUUGUCUGUUACACAUUUUUUCAUAUUUUAUUAGUUUUUAACUUUGUCAGAACAAUCACUAGGAUUUUUUACUUUUUAUAAAUUAAGUAAUUUUUAUUGAACUAGGAUUUAUAGAAAAUUCUUAGCAGUUUUAAGAAAAAAAAAAUCAUUUUUAACUUUUGUAAAGAGUAUCUGAAGUAAGUAGAUGAUAAUGUCGUUUCUCAAGUAAGGUACCUAUUUAAAAAAUUUCUGAGAAUAUGUAUUUAGAAAUAUGUUUUGGCCGUUGAGCUAAAAACUUGUUUUUCAAUGCUGUACAUUUUCAUUUACUAACACAUUCAGAUACCUAAUAGAAAGAAGUUGGUGCUGUGAUUUACAUAAUUAUAAAAUCUUUGGAAUUGGAAAGUAAAUAGAAAUAUUACAAUUAUAUCAAAAAUUAGCUUUUAAUGGUAUUAUGAUGGGUUUGCCUCAAGUACUAUUUAAAAUAAUGGACAGGAUCUGUAUUUUUAAGACUUUUCCUUAUUUCUAGAACCAUUUUCUUUAUUUUAAAUAGAAUGACUACAGUUUUGUUCUAAAAUAGUUUGUAGUCUAGCAAACAAAUUAAGUUUGGCAGUGCUUACUAAAUAUAGAGCAUAUUUGUCAUGUUUCUCUGACUGAAUUCUAGUUUCUAAAAUUAAGAAAACUAGUCUUUAAUAUAUAAGAAAAUUAUAAAUCCUACAAUGUUAUAAAUUUUUUUAAAUUGAUCUUUUGUUGCAGUAGUAAACGUUUUGACCUCUGUAAGUGUAAAUUAUUCUUAGGGGUGGUUUUUAGAAAUAACAGAAAGACUUAAGGAAUUUUUAUUAUAAAAUAGGAUCUGAAUUGGUAGAACACAUUUGAUUAAUAUUUCUGUAUAGUCUUAAUUCAACAUUGUAUCGUUGUUCAAUGAAAAAACUUGAUAAUAAAAUAAUACUUCUUCAUCAGUAGUUUGUAGUUAUAUUUUCUCGUAAAUAUGAAAAAAAAAAAAGCAAUACUUUCAGUCUAAAACUCUGUAUUUUGUAAUACUGUAAAAAUCAUAAAAACAGUAUGUAAGAAAAUCGAGGAAAAGAAAAUUAUAUCUAUUAAUUCUUUUAUUUUGAUUUAUUAAAAAGUGAUGACUAAAUGAAAUUACAAAUGACUACAGUUUCCUUCUGGCAAAUAGCUUUCAGUCCAACUUGCUAAAUCUACUAUAUUUUGCAGUUUUAAAAGUAUCAAUGGGAUCAUAAUUUUUCAUACGCCUAGUUUUUGAGAUACAUGAUGUUGAAAGUGUGAAUUCUCAUAAUUUUCAAAAAUAAUAAUUUAAGAUGUAAACAUUAUGUUGCUGAUAAUCAUACUUGAAGCCACUUCAAAUCCUACACUUCCUCGAGAAAAUAGGGUUGGAAGGGUCGCUAUAGACAUUGAGUGCAUUGGCGACAGAAGGGGGCACAAUAGAUCUUUUAGGUCGCAGUGUAUUAACACCCCAUUCAUAACAUAACAUCAUACUAUUAGAAGUUACUGUUGAGUUUCUAAGAUAUUUGUGACUACCAGAAUAAAGUUCCAACCUUUUUGGAAAACAACUAUAUAAAGUGAGUAAUAUUUUAAUUUAAUGAAAAACUAUAUUUAAAAAGUUAAUUAUAAAGUCUAAAAUAAUGAGAAUAAAUGAAUUAUUUAUAUAUGCUGUAUAAAUGUUUGAAAAUGACACUUUAUUAUUUUAAAAAAUACAGGUAUAUGUGGCUAAUCAAAAAGUUGAUUCAGUGAGUGUUGUUAUUUUACAAUCUUUGUAUAUCCUAAUUUGUGCAAUAUAAUAUCCCGGACAUCACAUACAGGGAGAGUAAAAAAUAUACAAAAAUUGGCAUUUUUGACAAAACUCCAAAUUAAUUAUGAUUUUGAUAUAUGAAAACAACAGUGUUACCAAAUUUAUUUUCACAAUUAAUCCAUGUUCCUAUGAUUAGUUUUUUCUGUACGAGAUCAUUUUUAUUUUUGUAAGCUAACUUAGUAUUAGUAACAAUUUGUAAUGUAAUAAACGUUCUAAAAUUCGUAAAUUGUUUUUGAAACAAUGACCCAACACACAUGAACUAAUAAAUGUUGCUUGAAAUUAAUAUUUAAGUUAACUUACAAAAAAAUCAUCAGAAGACAGUAAUAAAACUGAUCCAACACUAAAAAAAAAAAAAAAAAAAAAAAAUAGUAAUAGGAUUAACUUGUGAAAAUAUACUUGUUA